Messenger RNA from Porites lobata, 2588 nucleotides. Lineage: Eukaryota; Metazoa; Cnidaria; Anthozoa; Scleractinia; Poritidae. The record is from the annotation of a GenBank genome assembly.
AUGAACAUAACAGGACUCGUGAAGUACGUUGGAAAGCUUGGCGGUGGCAGAAACAAUGGCAGCAUGUUUGUCGGCCUCAAACUUGAUCAGCCAGGUAUUGAUUCACAUCAAAAUUUUGUACGUAGACCACGUUGUCUAAAACAAGUCACACGUUUCAUCGCGCGUGGCGCAGGCUGUUUCCAAAUACAUCGGUUUUUGACUGGUUCUCUUAACUGUCUUUGUCUGCUCUAAUUGUUCAAAGCAAUUGUAUGAUUGUAUUUUGAUUUUGGUAUUUAAACGCUUAUUUGAAAAAAUCUUGGUGGGUGUGGUGUAGAACAAAAACACUGCAGACCUUGUAUAUACAGCAUCGCCAUGUCAUACAGAAAGUAUUGUGCCAUAUACGUUUCGAUUUGAUUUUUAACGUAACCGUUCUUAAACAUUUGCGUUAUCGUUAUCGGUAACAUUAUAGCUUCAUCUUUUUGUUUUCUUUUGCCACGUUCACACUACACCGGAUUAAUUUAUGUCCCGGUACGCAGUAGAUACGGUAUAAUAUCAACAGGCACGAUAUGAACGCUUUAAAACCGGUACGGUACCAAGUUUGGCACUCUUAUGAACGUCACUUCGCCUGGAAACUUACGCAUAAAAUCAUGCCGAAAUAGCAUUCAACGGUGAACUAAAGGCCCACCCCGUAUGGUUUUCCAUGUGUAUGGCACGAAAGCUGUGCGGUAUGGUGAGCAUAGUCAAAAUAUACACGAAAGUACGUUGUAUUCUGUUUCUCUUGUCGCAAUCAAGUUAGCCUGCGUAGCAGACGCUUGGAAGUAGGGAGCUUUAGCAACGACAAUGGCGACGGCAAAGAGGACGUCAAAAAAGCAAGAGGUUUAUUACGCAAAACAACAACUUUGCACGUGCAUCACGUUUUUUGUACAUUUCUUUGCCGUCCUUGCACGACUACGACAUGAAAAUGCCUAAUUGCAAGUUUUAUGGAGGACGUAAACAAGCGACGACGAAUCUCUUAUUCUCUCUCUAAACUUGAGUGCGGUCCUGAAGAAAUCAACUCCAGGGAAAUUCGCCUACACUUGCCAUUUUCAGCAAAUUGGAAUAAACGCAACAAAGAUUGAAAAACGGGAAUUCAUUUUAAAACUGACGUUUUCGCUGCAGUUUCCGUCGUAAAUGCUAAAGCUCCCUAGUAGUGGGCGAAAGAGAGAACGGGCGCGCGAGGGAGACACGCGUGUCUCCUUCUCGCGCGCCCGUUUUUUCUUGUGCCCACCACUUCCAAGGGCCUGCUAUGCCCACUACUUCCAAGCGCCCGCCCGCUACGCAGGCUAGGCAGGCUACAAACAAGUGGAAUCUUAUUUAUUUAUCUUAAGCUUAUUAAUGGCUUUGUUUGUUUGUUUAGUUGGUAACACUGAUGGGCGUCUAGGUGGCAAACAGUAUUUCCAGUGUCCUCCCAAGCAUGGAAAACUUGUAAAAAUGUCUGACAUACAUGCUGUUAUGAAUCCUAGGGUAAGUAACCUAACAAUGUAACAACAAGAGAGUAACAACAAUGGGACAGAGAGGGAAUCUUAGGGCGUUGGCCGCGAUAUGUGGAUUUCACUUCAGUUAUUUUUAGAGGUUGUAAUUAACGGAAGUCUAAUUUCUGAGACGUCCGCACAUUUUAAUCAAGUCCUCAAAGCGAAAAAUAACCUGAGAUCAGGCCCAAUUUGAGCGGUUCUCAUACAUUCUCUCUAACGGCUAGCGCUGAAAUUGGCUCUUUUCGUUUCGCCACGCCCGCCGGAAUGUUAUUUACAAAGCGCGAAACGAAAAUAGAGCCUGAUCUCAGGUUAAGGAAAAAAUUGAAAAUAUUUGUAAUGGCAACUGUUGAAUUAUCUGUUGACAACACGGAAUAAAAGUUGAUGGACCUCUCCGGAAACCAACUUCCGAUUAAUUCAAGCGUUUACUUGGUCUAACAAUAACUUUGGUGAAAUUCACAUAUCCCAAGGGCUAGACUGAGCGUCUGCCUCCUCUGUCUUAUUAUUCUUUCAUGGUAACAAGUAAUAAGUGGAACCGAGGGUUACAGUCUUGUAAGACCCCGUUAUCAACAAAAAUACUUGAUUGCCAUGAAAUAUGAAUAGAAGAAGAAAAGAAGGCCUCGGCAUAUAUACAAGGACAGCUCAACGUUGUAAGAGCUAAUUAACAUGAGCAAUUUGUGCAAUUUUCAGCUCUUUGCAUGCAGUAUCAGGGUAAAUACCCACCAUCAAAAACUGUAAUUGAUACGUGGCAAAAACUUUAAUUAGCCGUAUGUUAUUUGUAACAUUCUAGUUGAUUGAAAGAGAAUUUAUCCGCAACUUUUGGGUAUAUAGGGCUCACAUUUCUGCGAUUACUACUUAUUGCUAUAUGUAUGCGCUGUCAAUAUAAUGCCACUAAAGAUGUUAUCUUGAUUUCAUAGCUUGAUCAUAGCCUGAUGAGAAUGUUAACGGGGCAAAAAAUCUAAACAAAGAUUGGUCUAUAUAGACGGUGUACUUUUACUUCCUUCGCAAAUCGUUCAUGGUGCUCUUAACUAACAAGUCUGCAUGUACCUUUUUUUCCAGACUCGAAAUUUCAGUCGAAUCAGACCCAUGACAUUCGACUAG